Messenger RNA from Mugil cephalus (flathead mullet), 2762 nucleotides. RefSeq names its product solute carrier family 25 member 51b (gene slc25a51b). The coding region runs from base 203 to 1138 and encodes 311 amino acids. The transcript is spliced from 2 exons. NCBI's taxonomy places the organism in Eukaryota, Metazoa, Chordata, Actinopteri, Mugiliformes, Mugilidae. The record is from RefSeq and is a predicted model, not a curated record.
UAAGGGUGCUGACGCGCGCAUGCGCAGAUGUUGCAACGCUGUCACCUGCUGCUGGGGCUGCAGACACGACCUACAGUAGUGGUGGCCCAGUUACCCUGCAAAAAAAAACAGCUCUCUACCUGUCCGGGGAUAGGACAGCGACUGGUGUACAUGAAGUGUGCAGCGAUGCUGGGGGAUCAGGCUGCGGUGCACUAAGCCUCUCAUGGCUGUUAGCACCAUGGACUCUGAGUCAACCCGGACCCCUCAGCCCCAGGCUGCCCUCACGAAAGGAGGCCGUUCCCUGCUGCCUGAUGGGGCUCUGGGUGCCAUGUUGGGCCCUCAGGGGAAACAUUACGUCUGCGGCUCAGUUGCGGCUUUUACCAACAUCGUGGUGACUUUCCCCAUCCAGAAGGUGCUCUUCCGCCAGCAGCUGCACGGCGUGUUGGCCACCGAGGCCGUGCGCCAGCUCCAGAGGGACGGGCUGAGGAAUCUUUACCGGGGCCUGCUGCCCCCCCUGCUGCAAAAGACCACUACGGUAGCCAUCAUGUUCGGCCUGUACGAGGACUUCUCCAGGGUCUUGCUGGACCAGGCCGGCGGCAGCGGCGUGCCGGAGCUGGUGACGCGAAGCUUUGCCGCGGCGCUGGCAGGAAUGGCCGAGGCCCUCCUGACGCCGUUUGAGCGCGUGCAGACCCUCCUGCAGGACCACCGGCACCACGGGCGCUUCAACAACACGGCCCACACCUUCCGGACACUUGUGAGCGAGCACGGCGUCAGGGAGUGCUACCGGGGCCUCGUGCCCAUACUCCUCCGCAACGGCCCCAGCAACGUGCUCUUCUUCGGGCUGCGGGGGCCGAUUAAAGAGCAGCUCCCCGAAGCCACCAGCAGGGCCGGUCACCUGGUCAACGAUUUCGUGUGCGGGGGGGUGCUGGGGGCGGCCCUCGGCAUCAUGUUCUACCCGCUAAACGUGGUGAAAUCCCGGGCUCAGUCUCAGGUUGGUGGAGCCUUCCAGCCUUGCAGGGACGUGCUGCUAAUGGUGUGGAGGGAGCGGGGCGGCAGCGUGGCCAUGCUCUUCCGAGGGGCCCACCUCAACUACCACCGUUCACUCCUCUCCUGGGGGAUCAUCAACGCCACCUACGAGCUGCUGCUGAAGCUCAUGUGAGGGGAGGAGUGGAGCGGAUGGAAGUAAGACGUUAGAGUGAUAUAGAGCGUAUUUAAAGGGAAAAACCUGUAUGUAGGGAUAGAGCCAGUUUGAAGAAGGAAACUAAAACCGAUGCACUAGCUGUCCGGCACUAUUGGUGGGACACGGGUUCUAUGAUUGAGAGACAGCGGUUGCAUUUUCUGACAGGGGCCAACAGUCAGUGUAAGAUAACCACCGGCCAUUGUUACUUUUUACUACUAUCAAAAGUAUUAUAAACAAGACACACACUAGCCUAUAAAAACUUGUGCCAGGGUCCAAUUGAAACGCCCUCGUUUGCUCUGUGUACAAAACUUGGGGAGCAAACAGAACUUUUUUUUUCCCCCUCCACAGUUUAAAGGAAAGGUUGCCUGACUGGAUUCACUGUUUUGUUGGAGAAUCUUUUUUUCUUGCUUGUGCUGUGGUGUUUUUGAAACAUCUGUUUGUUUUGUCCAAGAUCGUUUUCUCUGUGAAGCAAAAAUUCUGCCACUUCAAUAAUCCCGAUGCUUUUGUCCAUUGAAUUUGUUCAGUGGGGUUUAUCGUCAAGGAGAAUUACUGUUUGUUUAUUCUCCGCGAGUUCACAGUCGAAAUACGACGCGAUAGUUUAAGUGAUUCUUGGAAAUGCUAACAAAACCAAAAGUACACAUGUCAGGCUCUCUCUCUCUUUUUUUUUUUUAAUCAGCUUGUAUGUUCACACUAUUAAUCCAAGUGAGAUAUGAAAUACAGUCUGUCCUUGUUCAUUUUCUGAAGUGCCACUGGCAGUGUGUGUUGUUAUUUGUGUUUUUGACAAGUGCCCAAUGAUUUACAUGUCGUGUAGUAAAACGUACAGUUACACCCAGAUCUCGUCGGUUUCUAAAAUUAAUUGGAAGAGAGAAAAUUUAACCAUGUCUCCUAAUACAAUAAAUAAAGUGUUGACUGAGAAGAAAUUACACCGCCGGCUGCAUUUUCAGAUCUUUGGACGACUACUGUCUCUUUCACGGACUAUGAAACAAAAUGCUCCUGAAUGUUUGUUUCCUUUUUUUAUAUAUACAUAUAUAUAAACGGCCCUUUAUUUUAUUCAUGUAUCUCUCUCCCUUUGUUCAGACUUUGAUAUUUCCUUCUCUCACGCUUGCUCUGCUCUCUGCCUGUAACAUCUGUUGACAUAAUGGGCUCAGAUUUCAAGCUUGAGUAGAUGCAGUCGCCGCACAGCAGCCCGAAGAGGACAGGCAUGCUGCUUGGACGCUUGAGAAAGAGAGAGGCUGAGGGGUAAUGGUACUGAGAGAGGACAGGGGCAGAGGGUAAUGUUCAGUGGCACAAAAAGCUCAAGCUGCCAUGUAAAAAGAUCACUCUGCGUUAUUUCUUCAUUUCUGUCCGCAGUGUAAUACGUUUCAUGGAUUGUUUGUUUUGUUUUUUGUUUUUUUUUAGGAUUUUCUAGUGUUUCCUCCUGGAAAGUAAGACUUUGUACUUUAAUAGUGGGACUCCCUCGCUGAUUGACUUUCCUGAAGCACAAGUUGCCACGUCGCUCUGAAAAUGUCAAAUUCAUGAUUGUGCGUAAAUUCAGUGAUUUAAAGUCAGUCCAAUAAAAACACAAAUAAAUCUGUCACUCGGGGAGUACUUGGUGACAAAAGAG